Perca flavescens (yellow perch) is the source of this 5134-nucleotide messenger RNA. RefSeq names its product acyl-CoA oxidase 1, palmitoyl (gene acox1). Lineage: Eukaryota; Metazoa; Chordata; Actinopteri; Perciformes; Percidae. The transcript has 12 exons. The record is from RefSeq and is a predicted model, not a curated record. Gene Ontology annotation, molecular function: fatty acid binding; FAD binding. Gene Ontology annotation, cellular component: peroxisome. Gene Ontology annotation, biological process: very long-chain fatty acid metabolic process; fatty acid beta-oxidation using acyl-CoA oxidase; lipid homeostasis. Bases 1332 to 3047 code for a protein of 571 amino acids.
ACUCAAAAAGCCUACUAAAAAAAGAAAAGGGAAUAUGUCCCUCUGUACAUUAUUAUCCCUAAAAUCAUGUUCAGCAAGCAACGUAAGGCAUUUAACAGUCAAAAAAUUGAAUUGUUUGUCCUCACUCAGUUUGAUGCACAGUAGUGUUGUCCUGAAUUGUUACAUAAACAUGGAGGUAACAGUGGUGAAGUGAGUCAGGCAUGCAAGGAGUGUAAUCAGUCAGAAAUAAGAAAUAUGUGUACUGAUAGUAAUUUACAAUUCAAAUUUAAGUAGCAGGAAGUGGUGAACACUGAAAUACUGUUUUUCACAAGCUAAUGUUUACAAAUGCACAUGUACUUGAAUAUACUUGUGUACUUACUGAAUAAUAAAGCAAACUAUUAUGACCUCUGUCAGAUACUGUCAGUAUCAAGGGUUAGAAAAUUUAUAAAUUACACAUAAUGUAAGUGGUUGACAUGUUACACAUUACACAAUGGCUGUUAUGUUAAUGAUACCACGCCCUGACUGUACUUUAUGGCAGUAAUCAAAUAAUAUACGUGGAUUGUUCGUUAACUGACGUCCAAUAUACAAAAUGGCAUGUUUGUUUCAAAAAAAUAAUAAGGGGGGUUCAUGAUGUAGCUUGGGCACUGUGAUAUGUGGGACCAUUUAAUCAUGUUUAUAACAGUUCCACAACUAUCCUUGAACUGUAUCAGACAAAAGAAUGGUUUAGAAACUUUCUGGUGAUAGUACAAAAUUCAUAGAAUCACCUAAAUAUUUUGUGAAGAUGUGUAAUAUAAAUUGUAGCUUGACCACCAAUCUGUAACUGCGUCUGAUCUCGUGGCAAAUAAAUGCGGUCGGAGCAAAGUUCAGAACAUGGAACUGUGUCAGAGGGUAUGCAAGCUCCCAGCUUUCACCAGCUGUACUGUGUAAUGCAAUGUGAUUGAUCCUCAGUUUUUAUAAUGCUUUUUUAGAGAUAUUGCUCACAUUUUCAGUGUGCUAUGUUCCUGCACUCCCAAGCUUUCGGUCAGCCUAUUUGAUAUCUAUUCAGUGAGUUGUCAUUUUAAUUGUGGCUGCUUGUAAAAAGGAUCGAUGUGGAUCACAUUAAUACUCUACUUUGCUUGCCCUCUUCAUUUUAACUGAGAGUCUUCUUAUUCUUCUUCUUGUUACUUGUUCAAAUACUAAAUUUGACUGAAUAACUUUUUAGACAAUAAAAUGGCAACAACUUGAACCUCAGCCAUAAAAAUCACAGUGCUGCCAUGACAUAGUGAGUCACCAAAUACCUCAGUUGCACAACAUUUGAGUAACAGCAAGUUUGAACUUAAGUUUGUGUUUCCUAUACCUUCCCUUCACCCAGUAUGGUACAAGGCAACCACCAUGAGGCCAUGGGGCUACACUUUGUCAUGUUCCUCCCGACCCUGUACAGCCAGUGUGACCCUCAGCAGUCCAAGAAAUGGUUACCUCUGGCAGAGUCCUUCCAGGCUGUGGGCACAUAUGCCCAAACUGAGAUGGGUCACGGCACACACCUCAGGGGGCUGGAGACCACAGCUACAUAUGACCCGGCCACACAGGAGUUUGUCUUGAACAGUCCCACAAUCAGCUCCAUCAAAUGGUGGCCUGGAGGACUUGGAAAGACCUCAAACCAUGCCAUAGUUCUAGCCCAGCUUUAUACUCAGGGAAAUUGCCACGGUCUGCAUGCUUUCAUCGUACCUAUCCGCGACAUGAGCACACACGUACCCUUGCCAGGUAUUGUGGUUGGAGAUAUCGGCCCCAAGUUUGGCUUUAAUGAAGUUGACAACGGCUUCCUAAAACUAGAGAACGUACGAAUCCCACGGGAGAACAUGCUGAUGAAAUACGCCAAGGUGGAGCCAGAUGGAACCUAUGUGAAGCCACCAAGUGCCAAGCUGACUUACGGCACCAUGGUGUUCAUCCGCUCAUUGAUUGUAGGCGAGUCAGCUCGGGCCCUCUCCAAGUCCUGCACCAUCGCCAUCCGCUACAGUUCUGUUCGACACCAAUCUGAAAUCCGGCCGGGAGAGCCAGAGCCUCAGAUCCUCGACUACCAGACGCAGCAGUACAAGCUGUUCCCUCUGCUGGCUACGGCCUAUGCCUUCUCUUUUGUCGGCCAGUAUAUGAAGGAGACCUACCACCGCAUCAGUGGAGACAUCAACGACGGGGACUUCAGUGAACUGCCUGAGCUCCAUGCGCUGUCUGCGGGUCUGAAGGCCUUCACCACGUGGACAACCAACUCUGGCAUUGAGGUGUGCCGCAUGUCAUGUGGCGGCCACGGCUACUCUCGCAGCAGUGCCUUGCCGGACAUUUACGUUGAGUUCACCCCUACAUGCACCUACGAGGGAGAGAACACGGUCAUGAUGCUGCAGACCGCAAGACACCUGGUGAAGAGCUACCGGCAGGCUAAGGCAGGACAGCAGCUGAGCGGCAUUGUAUCCUAUCUGAAUGAAGCAACGCAGCACAGGGUCCAGCCACAGCCUGUCGCUGCCAGACCAACCGUGGUAGACAUAAACGACCUGGCUAGCCUGGUGGAGGUCUACAAACAACGAGCUGCCAUUCUAGUUGAGCUGGCAGCUAAGAGUAUCCAGCAAGAGAUACAGAACAGGAAGAGCCAGGAGGACGCCUGGAACAACAGUGCUAUUGACCUGGUCAGAGCCUCAGAUGCCCAUUGUCACUAUGUCGUAGUGAAGCUCUUUACUGACAAGCUGGGGGAGAUCGGUGACAUAGCGAUACACUCAGUGCUGUCAACCCUGGCUCUGCUGUACGCCCUGCACGGCAUUACAACCAACUCUGGAGACUUUCUACAGGCUGGACUGCUGAAUGUGCCCCAGGUGCACCAGGUUUCUGUUCGUAUCAAGGAGCUGCUGUCUCAGCUGAGGCCCAACGCUGUGGUACUGGUAGAUGCCUUUGACCACCACGACAAGAAGCUAAAUUCAGUCCUGGGACGAUAUGAUGGGAACGUCUACGAGCACAUGUUCGAAUGGGCUCGUCGCUCACCCCUAAACGCUACAGAGGUCCAUGAAUCCUUCCACAAGUAUCUGAAGCCCCUGCGGUCCAAAUUGUGAGCUGACCCCCUUGUACAUGGUGGUCCUGGUUGCGACCCUUCAAAUCUCCAUAUAUUUGCACAACCUUAACCACAUUAACCCCAAUCAAUAUCAACACCAUGAUGGCCAUUACUUGCCUUUUCCUAUCAGCUGGUAUUUACCAGUCUGAAGGAAUUUAGCCUCCCCUACUUUACUCUCUGUGUGGUCAUGUUAACACCAUAAUCAGCCACUCUAAAGGCCAUGGUAUACUGUCACAUUUUGGGGCUGUCUACAUUGUUCUCUUUGGUGAUGCGGAAAUGAGUGUCCUGUAAACUGGGUGGACAACCUGAAACAAUAUCAAGACAAUGCAAUUAUGAGGAGAAUAAUAGCAAUACCAGGAAUUAGAAUUCUAUCUAAAAAUCUCUAAUGAAGUCAUUAUUUUGAAAAAUAGCUUUUAAGAAUACUGAAAACAAUCAAUUAUUUGCAGUUUAAGAAGACCUUGUUUUCUGUAGAGAAAUUCCAUUGUGAAGUUUUUAUUCUUUCCGUUCCCCCCCAUCUUUUCUUCACUUUCUACUGCGUGCCUGAUGGCUCAGCUGUAUGAGCCAGCCAAGAUAGGAAUGCCAUUUCUCUUUUUUUCUAACAAGAACAGAAUGUGAUUAGAAACGUUACAUAAUGUUAGAGAUUUUUAUGUUAGGAACAAACCAACAGCAAAAUCAGUUUUGGUUGUUUCCCCUGACGACGAGGACCAACGGUUAUUUGAAAAGACCAGGUGCUGUUUGUUGUUAUUAAAGAGGCAUUCAUUUUUUCAUGACCUUUUAUCAAUGCUGUAUGCAUCAAGAAAGAAUUGCACAAGUCUGUGACACCCCUUACCCUUCCAUACCUGUGAAUGAUGGUGUAAUAUGACUGACUUAAACGGCAAUCAGAAUGUAGUUUGAAUUAAGAGCACAUGUCCAACAGUGAAGAUAAUAUAAAAAUAUUCCUCCUGUAAAAUGCUGCGACAAAUACCAUUUUGAAAUGGUCAGUAGAUAGUCACUACACCUUUAAAAGUCAAUGUCCUGCAUUGUAUCAAACUGUUCCUCACAGCCUUAAGUUGAUACUUCACCCAAAGUGUAUGUUUUUAGAAUAAAAAACUCUCUCCGUGCUGCGGUCAGCUUGCAUUCAUGUCCGGCACAGAUGUCUCCAAUGCUAACAAGUUUUUACAAGACUGAAAAAUCCUUAAAAUGUCCCAGUUGCUGUAUUUCAAGGCAAAACGUACUCUCAGCCCCACCACCUGUUGCAUUUCUUGCUGUAUAGUGAUCCACUUCAGAUACUAGUGUGUAGGUUAUAUACCGGUACUACGCCAUUGAUAGAAACUGAGCUCAAUAGAGAGAAGAGAGGUCCAUCAAGAGACAGUGUAUGUGAGAAAGUGGAAUGAUUUACGACUUACUGGAAAUGAAAUGAACAUCUUUGGGGUGAUUUGUACUAAAUUCCUCAAUUUCUGAACCAUGACUGUGUUCAACCAUUAGAACGAAUAAUUACUAUUCUGUGCGUCCACAUGCUUCUGAAUGUAUUUGUUGGACAGAACGGUUUCUGCAGAUAAUGGUGAAGUAUGUCAAAUGUGUAAAAAGCACCUGUGACGACAGAAGGUAGGAAUUUCUGACAAUUUAGUGUUUAAUGAGACCACAUAAUGCACUGUAUAUGUGAAUUAGUAUUCUCCCUCCCUGCUGUGUGAGGUUGAUAUAUUAUAAAGAAGGGUUAAAAACACCAGCUAACAUCUACAUGGAUUAUUUUUUUUAGUUUUUAAUCAAGCACAUUUUAAACUACAAACUUUAAAUAAUUCUAUUGUUAAUAUGCUGCGACGUUCAAAUCCUGCUGACUGAAUUGUUCUAAUUCAUAUAUGAUGAACUAUGUGCAAACUGGAUCUUUUUUGAUUAAUGCUUCUGUAUCAGUUAUUAAAGUUUGAGAAACCGUUUAGAAAAACCUAUAAUUAACUGACUUAGCAAACAGAAAUGUAUCAUAUUUCAUAGAAUUGGUGGAUUUUUAUUUCUUGCUUUAUCUCAACUCAUCUCCAGUAGGCUACUUUAUAUUUUCUCAUUGAGCAACUUAAUCCUAAUGGCAGAUGCUGCUGAAUAAAAGUAGCAACAAAACAA